GAAAGAUACAUUUUCUUGAUUUUGAUGAUUUCUCCAUAUCUUUCCUUGUUCUUCCCCUCUUUACCAUCCAUCAACUUAUCAUAUCAUAUCAUAUCAUAUCAUUCUCAGUCUCAUUCUCAUUUGAUUUGAUUUGAACAUUUGGUCUUUCUGUAAUCGAAAUACUUAUAACCUGAAUACUAUACAUCCCUUUUUAUUGUUCUAACUUAUAACAACAUGGAUAACCUCAUCAAUUUAGGUACCAAAGCUUUUAAGCAAUAUUCAGAUAGCAACAACCAAUCUUCUCACUCACAAGGUGGAGAAAGUAACGGACAUGGUGUUACUGGUGGAUCUCAUCUCAAUCAACCAAGUGGUGGUCAAAUGAUCGAUGCCGAUGGUGAUGGUAUUCCUGAUUUCCAACAAGCUGCUCAUCAUGCUAAUGCGGAAGCAGGUGAUUCAGCCGAUGCGUCACUCUUCGCGAACGCAAUGUCUUUCCUCAAGAAUCGAGACAAGAACGAUGAUGAGAUUGAUGAAUCAAGUGCAACAGAAGCUCAUGAUCGAGCGUAUAACCAAGGUCAAGGUAAUUCACUAGAUGCUAAAUCGAUGGGUGCAGCUGCUGCACUUCAAGCUUUUAAACAAUUCACAAGUGGUGGUGGAAGUUCAGGUGGCAAUACAGGGGGAGCCGCUAGUGGUGGUGGUCAGAGUAAACUUAUUGGGCUUGCUAUGGCACAAGCCGCGAAAUUGUUUGAUAAGAGUGGUGGUGCCUCGAGUGGUGGAAAACAAGAUGCUGUGAAUUCGGCAGGUAAUAUGAUCAUGAAGCUCGUUAUGAAACAAAAGAUGAACCAGAUGAUUGGAGGUGGCAAUAGCGGAGGAUUGAGUGGAUUGGCAAGCAUGGCUGGCAAGUUCAUGUAGACUAGAGUCACGUCAAGAUAAAAAAUGGGAGGCAAUACCGUCACAUAAGCCUCAUGUUGUGCUGUCUCUAAUUGUCUUGCACUUGUGUCUGCUGUGGAGGUCAAGAUAUGUUUGCUCCUUGGUGUCACUCUUGAGGUGAAAAAUGUAAAGGUCUUUUAGGCUAUGUAGCUAUGUAUGACUAUACUCAAAUUCCUUUUGAAAGUUCUGAUCAUCCAGAUACUUUGAAUCUUCUUCAUUGUUCCUUGUUUGAACCUCCCUCUUGGAUUUGG
Melampsora larici-populina 98AG31 is the source of this 1157-nucleotide messenger RNA. RefSeq lists its product as uncharacterized. The transcript has 7 exons. NCBI's taxonomy places the organism in Eukaryota, Fungi, Basidiomycota, Pucciniomycetes, Pucciniales, Melampsoraceae. The record is from RefSeq and is a predicted model, not a curated record. Bases 214 to 888 code for a protein of 224 amino acids.